Molecule: messenger RNA, 2151 nt
Organism: Rhinopithecus roxellana (golden snub-nosed monkey)
Lineage: Eukaryota; Metazoa; Chordata; Mammalia; Primates; Cercopithecidae
Gene: HSD17B1
Product: hydroxysteroid 17-beta dehydrogenase 1
Exons: 7
Coding region: 913-1875 (320 amino acids)
Biological process (GO): estrogen biosynthetic process
Cellular component (GO): cytoplasm
Molecular function (GO): estradiol 17-beta-dehydrogenase [NAD(P)+] activity
Source: RefSeq, a predicted model, not a curated record
GACCUGUUCUCCCAUCCCUUGCCUCACAUCCCUGUUUUUGUUUGUUGUUUUGUUUUGUUUUAUUUUAGAUGGAGUCUUGCUCUUUGCCCAUGCUGGAGUACAAUGGCACAAUCUUUGCUCACUGCAAACUCUACCUCCUGGUUUCAAGCGAUUUUUUUGUCUGAGCCUCCAGGUUAGCUGGGAGCUAACAGUCUUACAGGCUUACACCACCACGCCUGGCUAAUUUUUAUAUUUUUAGUAGAGACGGGGUUUUACCAUGUUGACCAGGCUGGUCUUGCUCUCCUGACCUCAAGUGAUCCACCUGCCUUCCUGCCUUGGCCUCCCUAAGUACUGGGAUUAGAGGAGUGAGCCAUAGUGUUGGAUCACAUCCCUGUUGUUAAUACUAACCCUUUGAAUGGAGAAUGCCUCCUGUUGAAAGAAAACUUUUUUUUUUUUUUUUUAGAGACAGUAUCUCUUUGAUGCCCAGGCCGAAGUACAGUGUCGCCAUCUCGGCUCACUGCAAGCUCCGGCCCCUGGGUUCAUGCCAUGCUCCUGCCUCAGCCUCCUGAGUAGCUGGGACUACAGACGUGUGCCACCACGCCGGGCUAAUUUUUGUAUUUUUAGUAGAGACAGGGUUUCACCAUAUCGGCCAGGCAGGUCUCGAACUCCUGAUCUCAUCAUCAGCCCGCCUCAGCCUCUUAAAAAGAGCUGGGAUUACAGGCGUGAGCCACUGCUUCUGGCCAGGAAAAUGUCUUUUCAAACAGUGUUUUCCUUAGCUGUCAUGCCACAACAGUCACCAACACAGGAGACUUCUGUCACCAAAUAUUUGGAGGAUUUUUCCCACGCGGCAAGCAGUGAAGAGCAGCUGGAUGUCCUCAAGUUCAGUUCCAAUGUAAUCAACCAGAGACGGCAUCAGACACCACAGGUCUCACCAUGGCCCGCACCGUGGUGCUCAUCACCGGCUGCUCCUCAGGCAUCGGCCUGCACUUGGCGGUACGUCUGGCUUCAGACCCAUCCCAGAGCUUCAAAGUAUAUGCCACAUUGAGGGACCUGAAAACACAGGGCCGGCUGUGGGAGGCGGCCCGGGCCUGGGGAUGCCCUCUGGGAUCCCUAGAGACGUUGCAGCUGGACGUAAGGGACUCAAAAUCCGUGGCCGCUGCCCGGGAACGCGUGACCGAGGGCCGUGUGGACGUGCUGGUGUGUAACGCAGGCCUGGGCCUGCUGGGGCCGCUGGAGGCGGUGGGGGAGGACGCCGUGGCCUCUGUGCUGGACGUGAACGUGGUGGGGACGGUGCGGGUGCUGCAGGCCUUCCUGCCAGACAUGAAGCGGCGCGGUUCGGGACGCGUGUUGGUGACCGGGAGCGUGGGAGGAUUGAUGGGGCUACCCUUCAAUGACGUUUACUGUGCCAGCAAGUUCGCGCUCGAAGGCUUAUGCGAGAGUCUGGCGGUUCUGCUGCUGCCCUUUGGGGUCCACUUGAGCCUGAUCGAGUGCGGCCCAGUGCACACCGCCUUCAUGGAGAAGGUGUUGGGCAGCCCAGACGAGGUGCUGGACCGCACGGACAUCCACACCUUCCACCGCUUCUACCAAUACCUCGCCCACAGCAAGCAGGUCUUUCGCGAGGCGGCGCAGACCCCUGAGGAGGUGGUGGAGGUCUUCCUCACCGCUUUGCGCGCCCCGAAGCCGACGCUGCGCUACUUCACCACCGAGCGCUUCUUGCCCCUGCUGCGGAUGCGCCUGGACGACCCCAGCGGCUCCAACUACGUUGCCGCCAUGCACCGGCACGUGUUCGGCGACGAUCCGGCAGAGGCCGAGGCUGGGGCGGGGACUGGGGGCGGGGCCGGGCCCAGUGGGGUGGGGGACCCUGAGCUCGGCGAUCCUCCAGCCGCCCCGCAUUGAAGUCUUCCUCAGCCGCUGUCUCCCUCGCCCUUCUUUGUCCUCUGGGUCUGUGUGGUCCCUGGGGACGGGGCGACGGUGGUGGCGGCGGCUAUGGGUGGCUAAGAUAGAUCGCGUUAGCCAGUUUUACCUGCGCAGCUAGGCGCGAUGGCUGUCGCCUGUAAUGCCAGCGCUUUGGGAGACGGAGACAGGAGGAUUGCUCAAGCCCUGGAGUUGGAGACCAGCCAGAGCAACAUAGUGAGACCCCCAUCUCUACAAAAAUAAAAAACUUAAAAAUCA